Molecule: messenger RNA, 463 nt
Organism: Oppiella nova
Lineage: Eukaryota; Metazoa; Arthropoda; Arachnida; Sarcoptiformes; Oppiidae
Source: the annotation of a GenBank genome assembly
CAACUUUAAGGCUCACGUGAGUCCGCACGAGAUGUUGCAGUCGGUGGUACUGUCGUCGCACAAGCGCUUCCAGAUCACCGAACAGGGAGAUCCGAUAGCAUUCCUCUCAUGGAUUCUCAAUACACUUCAUUUGGCGCUAAAAACUGGUGGAAAGGCAAAGAAGGGAAAGGGAGCCGAGGGUUCGACGGCACCGGUAGUCGACGACAGUUCGUCGAUAAUCUACGAGACAUUUAGGGGUAAAAUGAAGACCUAUUCCCGCAAAAUGAUUCCAAUGGAUAAGACAAUCGAUGAAAGGCUGCAACUGAUGCUCAACGAGGAGUACCGCGAAGUAUGCGAAGAGAUACCGUUCCUCUACCUAACCAUCGAUUUGCCGCCACAACCGCUGUUCAGGGAUGAGCUCACAGAUAAUAUCAUACCUCAGGUCCCGCUCUUUACCAUUCUCUCCAAGUUUAAUGGCGUUCAG